Fusarium fujikuroi IMI 58289 is the source of this 531-nucleotide messenger RNA. RefSeq lists its product as uncharacterized. Lineage: Eukaryota; Fungi; Ascomycota; Sordariomycetes; Hypocreales; Nectriaceae. The transcript has a single exon. The record is from RefSeq and is a predicted model, not a curated record. The coding region runs from base 1 to 531 and encodes 176 amino acids.
AUGGAUUUCGAACCCGCUGUUGUCAAGGCAAUGACACUUUUCCUCUACUGUUUUGAUUACGAGUCCCCCGCCGACUCAUCAGCUAUGAUGUUCCAUGCCAAAGUGUAUCAAAUCGCUGAUAAAUAUGACAUCGAGGCGUUGAAGAGACUGGCUGCGAUGAAGUAUCGGACUAGUAUUGAAGCGGGAUGGGAGAUGGAUAGCUUUCCAGAUGCAAUCGCCCUGGCAUAUACAAUUACGCCAUCGGGGGAUAGGGGUUUACGUGAUAUUGCUGUGGAGAUUACAUUAAAGAGGCUCGGCAAGCUGAUGACCCAAGACACGUUCUGUGGAAUGAUGCGCGAUAAUCCGGAGAUCGCUGCUGACAUUAUUCGACUUACAAAUAGGACAUGUGAAAGGGUCAGGGAAUAUAAGUGCAGAACGUGCACACGCGUCUUUUUAUUAGGCUUUCCUGAGUUCGAGGAGCCUUACCAAUUGCACUACUGCCCGUGUUGUGAUACCCAUCACUCCUCUUGGAGACCCGAGGCUGGGAGAUAG